Molecule: messenger RNA, 5541 nt
Organism: Schistosoma haematobium
Lineage: Eukaryota; Metazoa; Platyhelminthes; Trematoda; Strigeidida; Schistosomatidae
Product: DNA polymerase epsilon subunit 3
Exons: 2
Coding region: 4190-4621 (143 amino acids)
Biological process (GO): DNA damage response; heterochromatin formation; leading strand elongation
Cellular component (GO): CHRAC; epsilon DNA polymerase complex
Molecular function (GO): protein heterodimerization activity; chromatin DNA binding
Source: RefSeq, a predicted model, not a curated record
UUCAAGUCGGAUAUAUAGUAUGGCCUUGUUUUCUAUUGAAAACAGUUGGAUUAAGCAUUAUAUGAAAAACUUCACUUACUCUCCUUUCUUUAUAAUUGGGAAAGCCUUUUUGUAAUAUGUUGACAUCGAUUUAGUGGUUGUUGAAAAUGGCGUGAACUGCUAUUGCCUAUCUAAUUUGAAUUCUAUGCAGUUAUACGGGAUUAUUAGGUAGUUUCUUUGUGUACCCAAGAUGUUCUUUAGCUCGAGUCAAGGUUUCGCGAGAUGAUUCUUCAAUAUAAAUGGCAUCACAAUCGACACAUCCUAAUUUUUAGACACAGUUCAGUGUUGACAUAAAGGGGAUUUUUCCUUUUAAGCGAACUAAAGUAUUUCGAAAUGUCUUCGUUGUUUUGUAUUAUACUUCGGUUUAACCAGCCAAACAACAUCACUAGCUCUCAUAUGAACAUUAUGUGACUCAUAGUCUGGAGUAUACAAAUGUUCACUUAUUAAAUCAGUUAUAGAAAGCAAUCUAACAAAUUGUAUAGUUGAGUGAUUUAGUCAUAAAAUUUAAUUGUAUUUUUAGCCUAAUACCACUACUUUGUCCCACGCAAAUGAGUUUAUCUUCCAUGCCGACUUACAAGUACUAGUAAUGCUCUGUAGCUUGUUCAUUAAGUAGAACGUAUACAAUAUGUACGUUAGUUGUUGGUUUUUGUGGGAAGUUUGUAUCAUUUUGGUAGUUAUCAUCAUCGCAAUAUGGGCUAUCACUUGGAGAAAAUGGAUAAAUAAUUUGCAGUAGUAUUAAGAAUACCAAUCAUUAAACCUAUCUUGUUUUCAUUUACAUUUAAAGAUGUCAUGACUGUUCUAACCAGAUUGCUAACUACCAUCUCAACAUAGUGCACAUGACGUCAAGUUAUUCAGACUAAUGGCUACAUAAUUAUUUGAUUGAUACAAUUCAAUCAACAUCAAGAAAGUAGACAAAUAUAAUAUUAAUCGCUAUUCAGUAAUCAAUUAGUUCUCCCUACAUGCAGUCAAUCACAGUUCGAAUGACUCAAUAGCAAUCCCUCAAACUGUUAAGCUGGAUUCAAAUCCUACAGGGAUUAUCUGUAUAUUCAAGUUUUCAGGUACGCCUUUUUAAGGAGUGUCAACCAACUCAAAAAAACUAGGUUUAUGGUUUCCUCCUAGCUAGACUUUGUUCGACUGUUACUGUCGAAUGACUAAGCAAUUAUAUAACACUUUUCACUACAGUCUAAGUAAUCAGUCAUUAGUUGUCAGUGUCUUAUGAACCAUUCAUGUUGAUUUCAUAAAGUCCUGUUGGCUUUAUAAUAAACAAGAUUAAUUUGCCCAUGAUUAUCUUCUGACAUAGCAUCAUUUGACCACAUAAUUACUAGAAAUUUGAUUUGUUUAUUUGUUAUAGAAUGGCUGAAAAGGCCGACGAUUUAUACUUGCCAAAUGCAGUACUUCUUCGAAUUAUCCGUGAAUCAGUAAGUGUUUGAUUACAUGUAUCUGUGUGUGCUUCCAAGUGUUGUAUUGAAUUUUGUCUUGCCUUACUGAAUAUAUUGAGAAACCUUCCAAAAAAAAUUUUUUUGUACAGAAUUCGAUGGCUAGAUUAGGCUUUUUGAACAUUUUCUUUAGCUUUUAACUACAGUAGGAUAAAGAGUAAAUAUUUUAAACUAUUCGUAAUCAUUACUUUACUAGUGAGAUUUCCUAAAUGCAAACUGAUUACAUUUACUAAUCGUUAUACACUACCGAAAACUGUUUUACCUAACUCUUAGUUUUUGUAUAUAAAUCUAAAAUUCGAUCAAGAUAGAUGAGAAAGUCUUACACUAGGUGAAUGCUAACGUAACUAACUUGGUAUUGUAGAUUGGAAUCUUUCUGACAGGACUGACUACAGUGACUAACUAGUGUAACCCCAUAUCUGUCAAUUAUCCAUAACUGUGAAGAUCAUUUAUAUACUAUCUUUGAUUUAUAGUUGAAAGUACGUAACGAAAUAAUAAUAAUUUAAGUGGGAUGAAUCCAUUCUCCGUCAACUUCCUCCUAGAACAUUGGGACUUGCAUUUAAACCUAGUAUAUAAAAAUUGAAUUUUCAUUCAUCCCUGGAUUAAUGAAGAAAUAAUUAAAUAUAUGUGUUAUGACGAAAUGUUAGACACUAGAUAGUCCUAGACAUAAAGAUAUUCGUCUUUAUUUAGAGCUCAACGACAAUCCACACUUACGAAUUCCAACCGAGUCGAACUAAAAAUACUUAGAUCUCUCUCCGGUAGGACAAAGUGUCCUUAGGUUCUUUCCAACUUUGAUAUGUCAAUUUAUACUAUUCAGCGCGAUCAUUAUCCAAUAAUAUUAUUGAGUAAUCACUGGCUCACUCCAAAUACACCUUAAAACUAAAAAACAAUCUCUUUAAAGUGAUUCACAAAUUUUAUUAACUGUCCUGAUUUAUUUAUUUAUUUAUUUUAACAAAUAAAUAUUGGUACAAGAGGGCACCAAAUAUAUAUGCGCCACACCAUAUUUGUGUGUGUGUGUGUGUGGGCUGUGAUACUGCCCGGGUGCCCAGAACGAAGCAGGUGGUUUUCUUAGGGGGCCACACCCCGAGCCUUUGACCUAAAGGUCUGAUCCACAAUGCAGUGGAGCAUCGUGAGGAGAUGCAGUCCCAUGGUAACCGGUGACCAACAAUUGGUUCGUACGCCAUUUGUUCCCUCAGGAUACUGGAGCCUAUGUGCACCAUUGGCUUGUGAUCCGGUUAAAGCUCCGGACAUUCGCUUUUCAUCCUCUCAUUUUCGUAAACAGCACCCCUGGUGUGAGAAGGCAGUGAGUAGAACUUCCCUGGCAGAGGCUGUAUACGCGUGGCCAUGUGAGAGCAUUUGGAAAGGGGGGAGGGCCCACCCCACUCUCGGCCAUACCAGGACAUUCGGGGACGCCCUAAUUUAUUACUGUCAAUUUACAAUAAGAAAUUUAUAUUCAAAGAAUUAUAUCCAGUAAGUGAUAGAGAUUAUUGUUCUGUUUAUAACUAACUUGUUAAGAAACAUAUUUAAUUUUGUAGUCUCUUCAUAUUUUCAUUUUUCCUGUUUCAAAAAUUAUUUUGAUAAAAUAAAUAAGGAUAUAAAAUAGAAUAUAACGGUACCAUGAACUCGUCCCAGUUAUUAUUUUGUCUUAAAGAGCAGAAAGACUACAUUUUGUCCCCCCCUCCACAUACACACAACACCCACCCAUUCAUAUAAUCUGUGCAAUCUGAAUGAAUUACCUAGAUAUUGUCAUUUAAUCACAAAUUUUUAAUAAAGUUGAGUAAUGACUAGUAGUUGAAUGUAUGAUUAAUGUUUCGUCCUAUUCGGAAUUCGUUAACCAGAUUCAUUCCAGUACUAAUGUUGAACUUAAUACCUUUUACUUCAAACUUAAAUACAUCAUCAACUGAACUACUAAAUUAACUUAAUCAGUAGUUUAUUCAAUGAGUUACAAAUUUUAUUUCUCCCAUUGUUGUGUCAAGAACUGUAAUCUAUCAAUUACCAUUGGCAUAGAUUUUUGAGGAAUUUCAAAAUAUCUCAUAUCAAAGAGUUUAAAGUCUCAGAAAAUGGAUGAGCACACUCUGCCUAAUUAACAAUGAAUGGAAGCUUUUUAGAAACAUUAAAAACAAGCGUCACACUAAUUGAAUAAUCGUCUAUAUUGUUGUUAUAUUUGGCAUGUUUUCAGAAAUUUCUAGAUGGUCAAUAUCACAUAAAAGUCAAUAAGUACACUCGAUCCUCUGUACAUACUUAGCAUUGAUACAAAGUACUUUCUCAUUUUUUAUGUGUUGGUUUUAUUGUUCGAGUUGAAGCAGUAGUUUGGGGCUAUAAGAAGAAGCUAGGAAGUCAGUAAUAAACGUCCCUGGAGAUAACGCGUUAUUGUUUUUGGAGCAAAACAUACUAAGUUCAAAUCUCAUUAUGAUAAUCAAUACGCAUGCCUGUGUGUCCAACUGACAAGUUUCAAAUAUAAAAAAAGCAUAAAUAUCUAUUCACUGUUAAUGCAUUUAACUCAUUUUUUGAUGUAUUUACCUUUACGUUUCUUUUUUUGCCCCCUUGUCUCCUUAUAGUUACCUGAACGCACUCUUGUCAGUCGUGAAGCACGUUCAGCAAUUAGCAAAUCGGCUAGUUCCUUUAUACUUUAUGUAACAUCAUUAGCCAGUGUGCAUUGUGAGAAAUCAAAACGUAAAACGUUAACAGGAAGUGAUAUAUUAGCUGCUUUAAAAGAAAUGCAAUUUAAUCAUUUUAUACCAGCACUAAAUGCAUUUUUAGAUAAAUAUCGUGAGCAGAUAGUUUUAAAAAAAUCGAAUAAACGUCUACAUAGUGAGAAUGAAGAAGAAAUAUCUUCUGAAAAACUGUCUCAAAUUCCAUCAUCUUCAACAUCACACCUAAAACAUCUAGACAGUAAUUUUACCACAGUUGAAGAUGAUGACAAUGAUGAUGUCGUUGGUGAUGAUGCUGAUGAGGAAGAAACUGAAGAAGUGGAAGAUGUAGAUGUUAUAGAGGUAGAUAAUGACGAUGUCAUUGAAAUUACAGAUACUCAUAUGGAAGAAGGUAACGUAAAAAAUGACCAACUAGGUGUUGGUAUUAGUGAUGACGAUGAAGAUGACGGCAAUUCUCAGAGCACAGAAGCUUUAAAUGAAAAUGAAGAUUCGUUUUAGUUUGUUUUUUUUUUGUACGCUUUUGUCAGUACUAUGAAACACUAUAAAGUGAACUAUACUAAUGCAUUUUUUCCUGGUAUUUAUAUCAAGAUAUUUCAAUAUGUUGCGUUUUUUUCUGUAAAUUAUUUAUGUUAAACUCCUUUUUCUAUAUUGUAACAAUUUUGAUAAAAGAAGCUUCCUUCAGAUAUUUUUACCAAAUAUAUUUUAGAUUUUUAUACUUCCUCCUUGUGUCCAUCCAAUAACUUUAUAUGUACAUUCAUUAGACGACCUAAAAACCACUGAAUUUCGUACACUAGAUGGUGGUUGGAGGAAACCUUAGACCCGGGUUUCGUGCUACUUGGCACUCGUCAGCAACGUGUACCUGUAAUCUUGAGGACACUGGUGCUCUCUGACGGAUUCGAUCCCGUGUCACUCAGCUUCACAGUCAGACAUUACCAUUAGGCUAUCCGGGCCGUGACCAACCUCCUGUAGGACUGAGAUGUAAUCACAAUUGAUUGAUCACUGGGUGGCGAUCAAUGUCAUGUGUGUCAAUAGCAUUCGAUCUGCACUAAGAAGGACUUGACAUAGUGAUGAAUCAAUUGUAAUUUCGUACACUGUCUCACUAACCUUCGAUAAGGCCUUUUUUUACAGCUCGAUAAAUGAUUUUUUUGUUCAAAUUGACGAUUCAUGUGAUUAAUUUUGAUGAAAUAUAGUGAAUACAAUAUGUCACAACGGCUGCAGUUUAUCGUUUGAACUAAAGUAGUUAUUCGUCUGUUGGCUAUGAAUUUUCUACCUUAGUGCAUUCUGUUGAUAAGAUCUUCAAGUUCUAUCUUUCGUAAUCCAAUGUAGAUGACUGUAUCUUUUUGUACAGAUGAAUGACUGAUCAGUAAAAAUCUAGUAUAUGAAAGAUGAGACAAUCAAAAUCGAAUCAAAACUUGGGU